GGCUGCGAUUUUCUGGACAACGCCGAGGUCGAAACCGUCGCCGACCGACUCGAGGCGCCAUUCGUUCGGUGGGCCCGGCACCGCGUGCAGCACUGGUACGGCUGGUUCUGUGAGGCCUGCCAGAAAUGGAUCUCCUCCGGUGACCACCUCACGUCCAAGGCCUACAGAACAACGUCGGCCACUUGGGUGCCUUGGGCUACCUGGAAGUUCACUGCAGGCGGCUUCAUUUACCAAGGAGGGCGCUUCACCUACAACGGACCCGUCACGCAACACCCAGGCUGGACGGACGCUUUCCAGCAGACCGACGACGCCUGGGAGUACGAUUCCCGGGACCGGGACGCGGUCCUGGUCUGCUUCCCACCUGUGUGCGCCCCUCUUGAUUGGGUUAUGCCGCCCAGCACCCAAGUGAACAUCAAUGUCGUCAGGCCGUCCAACGACGGCAGCACGUUGGAGGACGCCUCCAGGCAGCAGGAGACGCAAGCCGCCAUCAGCCUGCAUGUUCCCUUCGGGACAGCCAGCCGCACUGGCGCCCUGGCCAAAGCGGCCGCUGCAGGCCCGCCGCCACAACCCCGCCCCAGCACCAGCGUUGCGCCGGGCCUGCUUGCCAGGUCUGGCGCGCCGACCGCCCCGCAGCCACCCUUGCACGCGCAGCCUGGACCCCUUCUGGCCAGCGAGUCCCGCGUGCCAGUGACACCGCCCAGGCGCCCUGCCUCAGGCGCCCCCGCCAGCUCCAGCGCCGACACGACCCUUGCCGACCGCCCCCUUGACGGCGGCGAAAGCGAGGGGGAUCCCAUCCAGGACCUGGCGGACGAUGAGAGCGUGCCUGCCACGGUGCGGGCAGCGCAGCACGUCGCCGACGCGCACCGUGACCUCUGGCACCGGGCGUCGAUUGGUCUGGCCAGAAAGCCCACAGGGCCCAUUCCAGGUGCCGUCCAGUUGGAUGGCAGAUGGCAUGCUGAGGUCCAGAGUAAGGGCAGGAACCUCUGGACAGCUGACGAGGCUAGCGACCUGGACCUCAUUGUUUCCCGGCGCUGCCCCGCUAUGGCCAGAGUUGCUGACGCCAAGCUCACAUGGCCCCCAGCCCCUGGAGCGCCCGCGCCGGACUCCCCCCGCGCGCGCUUCCCAGUGGACGUCAUGAUCGUGAGGUUCGGCGCCCGCAAAGGCAUCUUCCACCCGGCCAGUGCAACGCGCGAUAGGCCAGCAGUUGCGGCCCACCGCUGGUACAGGAUCGAUAAGGCCCCGUCGCAGGUGCAGCGCUACUGGGUGUGGGCGGCCAUUCAAGAGGCGUUCUCCCUGCACUUCUCGCCCCAGUCUCUCUGGGGCACUGCGCUGCCCCUCACUCCCUACGCCCUCGCCUUCCGCUCCGCAGGCUGGGCCGAAAAGGAGAAAGCCGACUCCAUCCCCAACAUGGCAGCUGCCGCUGGAGCGCUCCGGGCGCAGUCCAGCGUCGCCCUCGGGUACGACGAGCUCCGAGACCCCGACGGGGGCGCGACCGACCCGCUCGUGGCCCCAGUGCCCACGGAUGACGAGGUCGAGCAAUGUUCAGGCCGCGUGUUCCAACGCAUAUUACCUGGCCCUUCUUUGGAGCACAUCGAGGCCAUUGCCAUCAGUCACAGGCUCAACCCCAGCCAGACGCGUGCCCCUUUCGACUCCCUGUCCUCGAUCGUGCUGCUCAUGCGCGGCCCGCCAGGGACCAGGGAAACCGAGACCAUUGCGGCGCUCCUCGACGUCUGGAUCCCCGCGGUCCCACGCGGAGUUGCGAUAGGUUUGUUCUCGAGGCCAGACAGAGGGGCCGACUUGCCAGCCGCUUGCCUGGCCAGCGCCGCGCGCCAAGGACAGCUGAGCCCGGCCUCCGCGCCCCAGGAAGCUGUGAUUCGCGGCGCAGGCCUCAACUGGCGCCCGGCCACCCCGCUCUCUCCCCAGGACUUUGAGCAGGCCUGUGCCGCCCGCGGAUGCCCUACCAACAACCCGGCCAUCGGCGCUGGCAAGUGGCGCAACCCCGUCCAUGGCUCGCAGCGUGGCGACCGCCUGCGGGUACUGCUCGUCCACUCUGACUUCGCCGAGGUCUCAUGCAACCACGUGGAAGGCACGGCGAACGUCAGGGAGGCUGCAGUGGUGCGCGACCUGGUUGCCGCAGCUGCCCCUGACCUGAUCGCUCGCGACAAGAAGGUCCUCGUCAUCGCAGGCUGCCGUGCCAGCAUGGUGGCGCUGCGCCGCGGCCGCCCGCUCCGUCCAGGCGCCUUCCUCGAGGCAUAUCACGGCCCGCGCAAGGGCAAGUCCAUUGGCAAGGGGACAAGAGCCCAGGAUGGCCUCAUCGUCGCCACGAACGGCAAGAUGUGCAAGGCAGCCGGCGAGGCCCAGUUCAACGCGCUUGCCGGCUCGCUUAUAUUUCAUGCAAGCACGAAGAGGCCGCAGGCACCUUGCGCAGGCUUAAUGAGGACUGGCUUCGAGCUUAGGCAGGGCCUGCGCAGCUUGCGCGCAGUGUGCGGGGCCUGGCUGUCGCAGGUAGGGACGGCAGGCUGUCCCUACCUGCUGGCGCACGUAGAGCUCGUCGCACUGGAGGAAGACGUGGCCCUAGCACUGGUGCUGCUGGAGCUGCUGUCCACACCGGAACCGUGGGACACCAUGCCGGCCUAUGUAAGGCUGGGCCUGUCGAUCAAUCUUGUCAUGGCGGCCUGCAAGCUCGAUAUCAACCCCUUGAAGCACCGCGUCCCCAAGCUGCUGAAGCUGGUAGUGGACGUUGGCAGCCUCAAGAGAGGCUGGCUCAUAGUCGCCCCCGCUGGGUCCUGGGUGGACGGAGAGUGGGAGCGAGCAGACAGGCUGCUCGUCUCCUGA
Prorocentrum cordatum is the source of this 2835-nucleotide messenger RNA. The record is from the annotation of a GenBank genome assembly. NCBI's taxonomy places the organism in Eukaryota, Dinophyceae, Prorocentrales, Prorocentraceae.